This is a messenger RNA of Acanthamoeba castellanii str. Neff, 816 nucleotides long. RefSeq lists its product as uncharacterized. The annotation marks the transcript as partial. NCBI's taxonomy places the organism in Eukaryota, Discosea, Longamoebia, Acanthamoebidae. The record is from RefSeq and is a predicted model, not a curated record. The transcript is spliced from 2 exons.
AUGAAGAUGACGAAGAUGACGAUUUGUAGCGACCAGCACCGCCUCGUCUUCAUCAUCGACGAGCCGCAAGCGUCGGCAGCCUGCAGCCAAGAAGUCCUCCACCACGAAGGCCAAGAGGGGGUGGUGGCGCGCGUGGCCAAGAAGAGCGGCGGUGCCACCACCGCUACGAGGAGAGCCGCCAAACGGCGACGAAAGAGCGACGACCUGGACCAGGAAGAUGGUGAUGAUGCAGAUGAAGAUGGAGACUACGUCGAGAGCAGCACCGGCAGCAGUCGGCGAGGAGCACCACGAAGUAGCAGCGAUGCCAGGGACGACGAGGACCCCACCAUGGACACCACGACCAUAACCACCACUACGACCACAACGGCCACGACCACGGCCGCUACAUCUACUUCGGCCAGUUGCAUCGUCAACCUGGGCGGUGUGGGCAGCUGCAGCGGCGGGCGGACGUGCGGCGGUCGCGGGCCGUCGCUGGCGCGGCUGCCGAUGCUGUGCCGCGAAGUGCUGCGGUGCCUGCCGCCGCCCCAGCCCGAGCUCGAAGGCAACGAGGCCCUCCCGUACGACCCCGACGCCAUCCAGGCCCUUGUUCUCGACCUCGCCGUCGACCCUGCCCUCCACGCCGUCGACACUGUCGGUAACGCCGUCGCCAACACUGUCGACAGUGACCACCACAACAGCGACAACAACAGCGCGGCCGAUGCCGAGCGUCGGGUGGUGACCGAGGCCGUGCGGCGGGUGGCGGCGUCGACCAGCGCCGGCGGGCGGCGGUACCGGCUGCCGCAACGCGACGGGUACGACCGGCGGCGGUGCUGGCCC